Molecule: messenger RNA, 795 nt
Organism: Monopterus albus (swamp eel)
Lineage: Eukaryota; Metazoa; Chordata; Actinopteri; Synbranchiformes; Synbranchidae
Product: olfactory receptor 1E5-like
Exons: 2
Coding region: 1-795 (264 amino acids)
Biological process (GO): G protein-coupled receptor signaling pathway; detection of chemical stimulus involved in sensory perception of smell
Cellular component (GO): membrane
Molecular function (GO): G protein-coupled receptor activity; olfactory receptor activity; odorant binding
Source: RefSeq, a predicted model, not a curated record
AUGGAGUUACUCAACCUAGAUCUUGAGAAAAACAUCACUUUUGUGCGUCCUGCUUAUUUUAUAUUAAGUGGAUUUAUUGGCAUACCUGAUAUGAAGUAUUAUCAUGUCUUUCUCUUUUUUGUUUAUAUUGUCUCAGUGCCCGGAAACAUAGUUGUGAUGGUAAUAAUAUUCUUGGAUCAUACUCUGAGAACUCCAAAAUAUAUUGCAGUGUUUAAUUUAGCAUUUGCAGACCUGUUUGGUAGCUCUGCUGUGGUGCCAAAAGUAUUUGACAUCUUUCAGUUUGACCAUCGCUACAUCCCCUAUGAUGACUGCUUUACAUUCAUGUUUUUCUGCUACGCCUGCCUUGCAAUGGAGCCUCUUAAUCUGGUUGCACUUGCUUAUGACAGACUGAUAGCCAUCAGUUUCCCUCUGCACUAUCAAGUGAAGGUGACCCAUAGGUUCAUGUUUUCUUUGAUUGCCUUUUCCUGGCUCUUUGCCAGUAGUGUUGUUCUCUUUGUAGUUGUCCCUGUAACAACACUUUCCUAUUGUAAAUCUGUGGUUAUUAAUAGUUAUUUUUGUGACUAUGCCUUGGUGCACAAACUAGCCUGCAAUGAAAAUGCAUUCACAUUGUUCACUGGACACUCUGGGCUAAGCCCACAGGCACUGCCCCAUCAUGGGAAACUGCUGAAUCGCACCAUCCAGCUGGGAGAGCGUGUCCCCAUGUCACAGGAGCUGCCACGGCUUGCCUGUCAGCAGCUGUACCAGCGUGGGAAACUACGCCACGCCCAUGUGCUCUGGGGCUAUCAGGAUGUGUAA